CCUCAAGACCAAGCCAGCCGAUUCAAGAUGGUCAACCUUCGAUCACAAAAGCGCCUCGCCGCCGCUGUCUCGGGCGCCGGCAAGCGAAAAAUCUGGCUUGACCCUGCUGAGCAGGCUGAAAUCGGCAACGCCAACUCGAGAACACACGUGAAGAAACUCAUCAAGGACGGCCGAAUUAUCGUUAAACCCACUGUUAUCCACUCCCGCGCACGCACUCGUGCCAACCUUGCCUCCAAGCGAAAAGGUCGCCACACUGGUACCGGUAAGCGAAAGGGUACCGCCGACGCUCGUUUCCCCGCCAAGGUCCAGUGGAUGCGAAGGCAGCGAGUCCUCAGACGGUUGUUGAGAAAGUAUCGAGAGGCCGGAAAAAUCGAUAAGCACCUCUACCAUGUCCUCUACCAGAAGGCCAAGGGUAACGUCUUCAAGAACAAGCGUGUGCUCAUGGAAUACAUUCACAAGGCUAAGGCCGAGAAGACCCGAACCAAGAUUCUCGCCGACCAAAUGGAGGCUCGUCGUCUCAAGAACAAGGCUAUCCGGGAACGUCGUGCUGCUCGCCUGGCCGAGAAGAGGCAAGGUAUCACUGCUGUCGAGCAGGAGGAUGCCCAGGAGUAAACACAUUCAAUACACACCCUUGGUCUUGUCUUCGCUGUCGAUCCAUGCAUGUUUCCCAUCCCUUGAAUCCCACCACUAUGUACACCAUGGAAUCUUAUGCCCAUCAUGCCCCCUCGCAAAAGUAUGUGGGAUCCAUGUCCAUACUCCUC
This is a messenger RNA of Coprinopsis cinerea okayama7#130, 761 nucleotides long. Its product is annotated as 60S ribosomal protein L19. Gene Ontology annotation, cellular component: cytosolic large ribosomal subunit; ribosome. The transcript has 5 exons. Gene Ontology annotation, molecular function: RNA binding; structural constituent of ribosome. Bases 28 to 612 code for a protein of 194 amino acids. Lineage: Eukaryota; Fungi; Basidiomycota; Agaricomycetes; Agaricales; Psathyrellaceae. Gene Ontology annotation, biological process: translation. The record is from RefSeq and is a predicted model, not a curated record.